AUGAACGCUUGUUUAGAUUCAGACGAGAUCGUAGAAAUAUUUUGUGAAAAAUGUCCCGGUGGCGUAAAACCUCCGUAUUUUUGCGUGGACUGUGUUUGUUUACUGUGUAGAUCUUGUAAGGUACAUCAUGAUUUCUAUUUCAAAGAUCAUGUGUUUGAACAGAAGAACAAUAUACCGAGCGAUCUUUACCGCAUGAAAUGUUCUAAACAUGUGCCAUCAGUUACUAAAUUUUACUGUUUGAGGUGUGAUAAAUUUGCAUGCGCCACAUGCGUACAAUGCGAGCAUUCUUUGUGCUCAGGUAUGGUAAAAUCUGUAUACAGCCUAUCAAGAGGAUUACAUGACAGUCGAGAGUUUAAGGAAUUCUUAAAAAGGAUAAAUGAUGCAGAUGUAAAACUCGAAGAGAUUGAGGACACAAAUACAAACAUCUGGUCAGAAAUAGAUAUUUACAAGGACAAAGCUAGGAAUGAAAUAGAACAGUGGCGGGAUGCAAUCAUAUUGAAGGUGCAAUCACUCUCCAAUGAACUUUGUGAGUCGAUUGAAUUCGAGGCAAGCACUUACCGUGCCAAGGCUCUUACUGUAGAAAUGGAACAAAGUAAACUAAAGGAAGAUGUGAAAGCAACAAAGAAAGAUUUGGUGAGGAAAAUAUCGUCACGGGAAAACUGUUUACUCUUCAAGAUAUUGAAAGAGCAGGAUAUGGACAAUGUAGAAAAUGCAGUAUUGGCGUUAGAAAGAAAUCAUAGUGCUUUUCGUUACACAUUUCAGCCGUCAGAAAAUAUCGAGAAAAUCAAAAGUAUAUUAAAAGGUACGACGUCAUUUGGCAGCUUGAAAGCAACAGGGUGCAAGGGAUCUAUACGAGAAAAACUAAGUGAUGGACUUAAGUACCUACUUAGUCCUAGAAAAUAG
Molecule: messenger RNA, 903 nt
Organism: Ruditapes philippinarum (Manila clam)
Lineage: Eukaryota; Metazoa; Mollusca; Bivalvia; Venerida; Veneridae
Product: E3 ubiquitin-protein ligase TRIM33-like
Exons: 1
Coding region: 1-903 (300 amino acids)
Molecular function (GO): zinc ion binding
Source: RefSeq, a predicted model, not a curated record